Messenger RNA from Antechinus flavipes (yellow-footed antechinus), 4728 nucleotides. RefSeq names its product crystallin lambda 1 (gene CRYL1). Gene Ontology annotation, biological process: fatty acid metabolic process. The transcript has 8 exons. The record is from RefSeq and is a predicted model, not a curated record. The coding region runs from base 109 to 1068 and encodes 319 amino acids. Gene Ontology annotation, molecular function: L-gulonate 3-dehydrogenase activity; NAD+ binding. Lineage: Eukaryota; Metazoa; Chordata; Mammalia; Dasyuromorphia; Dasyuridae.
ACUUGGAGCCGGGCAGGCAGUUCUCCCCCUCCUCCUUCUCUUCCUGCCGGCUCGGCCUCCCGCUGCAGGAUCUCCUCGGGCUUUGGGCUCACCCAGUCAGCGCAGGAGAUGACUUCCACUCAGGAUGGCAGUGUUGUGAUUUUUGGCAGUGGACUCAUUGGCCGAAGCUGGGCUAUGUUAUUUGCCAGUGGAGGUUUCAAGGUAAAACUUUAUGAUAUAGAGCAGCAGCAGAUAACCAAUGCACUGGAAAACAUCAGAAAAGAGAUGAAGACUCUGGAGCAGAAUGGUACCCUAAAAGGAUCUUUAAGCGCUGAUCAGCAGUUGGCUCUUAUCAGUGGUUGCACCGACAUCAAAGUGGCAGUAGAGGGCGCCAUUUACAUUCAGGAAUGCACUCCCGAAAAUCUUGAUUUGAAAAAGAAGGUUUUUUCUCAAUUAGACCUUAUUGUUGAUGAUAAAGUCAUCUUGAGCAGCUCCAGUUCCUGCCUUUUGCCUUCAAAGAUGUUUGUGGGUUUGAAGCAUGUAAAACAAUGCAUUGUAGCUCAUCCUGUAAAUCCACCAUAUUAUGUACCAUUGGUUGAAUUGGUCCCACAUCCAGAGACAGAUCCUUCAACAAUGGAGAGAACCUAUGCUAUUAUGAAGAAAAUUGGGCAGUCACCUGUCAAAAUAAUGAAGGAGAUUGAUGGAUUUAUUCUUAAUCGACUCCAGUAUGCCAUCAUCAGUGAAGCCUGGAGGCUUAUUGACGAAGGACUAGUAUCUCCCUCUGAUCUUGAUAUCGUGAUGUCAGAUGGUCUUGGAAUGCGAUAUGCUUUCAUUGGACCCUUGGAAACAAUGCAUCUCAAUGCAGAAGGCAUGUUGGAUUAUUGUAACCGAUACAGUGAAGGCAUGAAGCGUGUACUAAAAACAUUUGGGCCAAUUCCAGAUUUUUCUGGAGCAGGUUUAGAGAAAGUUCAUCAGGACAUGUGUGCCCACAUUCCUGCUGAUCCAGCACACCUGGCUGCCAGGAGGCAGUGGCGAGAUGAAUGCCUCAUGAAGCUUGCCAAGUUGAAAAGCCAAAUGCAGGCUGAGUGAAGUUUCCCACAAUAACACUGUUGUCAUGGCUCAUGUGGCAAGCACUUUCUGGGUUGUAAUCAUAGAAAUGUCUAAUCUGAUUGCUUUAAACCAAUGAAAACCCUCAGUUCCCUUUAGAACCAGAGAAGUCUCCUCCCCUUUUAGCAGCAGAAUUCACUACUUGACUUGAUAAGCUGUGGCAAAAACCACAUGGGGCUAGCCCAGAACGCACAUUUGGUGUUCUCAGAAACAUGACUCUGGACAGGUGUUGUGUUUCCAGGAGCUGUUUGUCCUAGCACCAGAGACAGAAAGGAGUCUGAUGAGGCAAUCACCGGUGACUGCCUAAAACAAAAGCAAUCAUUGAUGAGACGGAAUCCUUUUGUUUUUAUUGUGAUUAUGUAUAGUAGCUUUACACAUGAUUCUGUUGUAGCUCCAUGAUACUUUGAUUUAUAUUGAAAUGUUUUUGUGUCAAAUCAUUUAUUCCUAAAUAUGCCAUAUAAUUAUUCUAAACACUGCGUGUGACUAUCUAUGCAUUUACUUUAUGAGUUAUUCUUAAUAAACAUUACUGGUUUCCAUAAAGUGAUUCAUCUUCUCGACAGUCUUUUAGCCAGUGAUGGUGCUUAGUCCUGGCUCUCUCUUCAGGGGUAAAGGAAGUCUAUACUCAGUGCAGCGUCAGCAGGGAGUCUGUGCUGAUUAGUGCUGCUUUCAUAGAAAUGCCUUUAUCUGGAGAGGACAAGUACAGGGUGAUGGAUAAAGAACCAGCCCCAGAGGGGCAGCUCGUUGGCACAGUGGAUACAGCACCAGCCUUGAAGUCAGGAGGACCGGAGUUCUAAUUUGAUCUCAUACACUUCACAUUUCCUAACUGUGUAACCCUGGGCAAAUCACUUAACCCCAAUUGCCUCAGCAAAAAAAAGAGUCAGGAGGACCUGGGUUUCAAGUCUCAUUUCUGACUUAUAUUGUCUGUGUUGCUAAGAGCGAAUUACAUAAUGGUUGCCAGUCUUCAUUGGAAGAGAUAGUUUCCUCAAUAGAAAUUCCCUACGAUAAUGAUAUUAAAGGUUCACAUUCUCCCAAAAAGUGGGAAGUAGAGCUAAUUUAUUUGUUAUUGUUGACUAUUAUAAGAAACAGCACAGUGCAUGGAGUUGAGAGAACAAUUCUUGAGGCAGCUGGUGGUACAACACUGGCCUAAAGUCAGGAAAACCUGAAUUCAAAUCCAGCCUCAGAUAUCUUCUAAUUGUGUGAUCCUGGGAAAGUCACUUAAAGUCUGUCUACCUUCAUUUCCUCAUCUAUAAAAUGGGGAUACUGCACCUGACUUUCACAGUUGUAUCAAAUGAAAUAAUAUUUGUAAAAUCCUGAGGAUAUUGCCUGACACAUAGAAGGUGCUUAAUAAAUGCAUAUUCCCUUCUCUUCCCCAAUUCUGCCUCUAUCCUGGAUCAGAGAAACAGUGUGAACUAGAAAUAAUAAUAACAAUAACUUACAUCUAUAUAGAACAUGAAAAUUUCUAAAAUUCUUUACAUAUGUUGUCUCGAGCUUUGCAACUACUUGUGAAGUAGGUUCUCUGGUGAUUAUAUCCUGCUUUUACAGAUGAGGGAACUGAGGUUAUAUUAGGCCAUUUUUCAAUUCCCAUACUUUCUCCAUAGGAUCAUAAAGGAUAUUAAAUUUUAUCUUCACAUUUUAUAAAAAUUGAAGCAUAGAAAUUUACCCAAGUUUAUACCAGGUUGUAAUAAAAUGAUAGAAUUCGAAACCAGGUCCUCCAAUUCCAAAUCCACUGCACCAUGCUACCUCCCACUGUGAAAUCCAUUCUUGCUCUAUCACUGACUCCCUGAUGACAUGGGGAAUGUUCCCAGCACCACGAUAUGUGCUCACUUUUUCCUUCUCUUAAGUAUAUAUCUUAAAACUGAUUAUCUAGAGUAGGGGUAUCAAAAUCAAAUAGAAACAGGAGCCAAUAAACCCUAUUUAGGCAUUCCUGCAACAAGCAUAUUAACUUAGAUAACCAUAUAUUAACACUAUCUAUGCUAUAUUGUAUUUUUGUUUACAUUUUAUAUUCUAAUUACAUUUUAAUAUGGGUUUAUAUUCAGUAUAGUUGAAAGCUGCAAUACUAUGCCUGUUAGAUAUCUCAGACUUGGAAUGUGGGGAGGGUCCAGAUGUUAUUCCUAAAAGGUGCUAUUGAUGUAAAUGGUGUCCUCUUUAAUCUUGAGGGGAGGGUCAAAAUGGAAUCUUUGGGGGAAGGGUGAUUUGGGGUCUCAAACCCUCUUGACCUCUGGGAGGGGCACAUCCUCCUGUCCAUAAGGAAAACUCUCAAGAUAAGUAAUCUCAUUCACUUUUGAAUUUAAUUGAAUUGAAAAUCAGUCUUUCAUAUUCAUCCAGUGAUUGGCCCUCGCUCGGGGUAAAAGAUGAUCUUGAACCCCGAAUCUUUGCUAAAUGCCCUUUUGAACUUAGCCCACUGGUCUUUCUCAGUGUAAACCUUUGCAGAAGUCCUAACAGGAUUUUGCCCACUGAUGAAGAUUUUCUUCUCAGUGUAAACCCAUCUUUGCAAAAAUAAUCCUCACAGGAUUCUUUGCUAACUAAGAAAGCUGUUUUCUUAGUGCAAAUAAAUCCUCUUUUGCCACAAACUUCGAGUUUGUGAAUUCUUUCGCAAAGGAUCUGUGAUAUAGGCCAGAAGAGAUCUCUUCCCCUCAAUUCUUACACCUCAGCAGGAUACUUUUCUUCUAAGGCUAAACCCAAAUAAGUUACUUGUUCAAGACCUCUUGACCUGGGAGCCAUAUAUUUUUUCUUUUGUUUAAAAAUUAUCUGGGGCAGCUAGUUGGUGCAGUGGAUAGAGCACCGGCCCUGAAGUCAGGAGGAUCUGAGUUUAAAUCUGGCUUCAGACACUUAAUAUUUCCUAGCUGUGUGACCCUAAGCAAGUCAUUUAAUCCCAAUUACCUCAGAAAAAAUAUAUACAUACAUUUCUUGAUCACUGUAUUUCAUUAUAAUUUGUCCCCUUUAUAAUUUGUUAUGUUUAAUUUUGUGAUUCUGAGAUGGGGAUCGAAUGAUUAAAGAAAUCCAUGACACAUAAAAUUAAGAACUCCUGCUCUAUGCCUCACCUUCUUAAACUGUGGGUUAUCUGUGCAACAGGAGAACUGUUCGGUUUUGCAAAUAUGUAUUUUAUCUAGGAUAUACUGCAACAUAUUUAAAAUUUAUAGGACUGCUUGCCAUCUUGGGGGGGGUAGAGGGAGGGAGAGGAAAAAAUUGAAACAUAAGUGAGUGCAAGGGAUAAUGUUGUAAAAAAUUACCCUGGCAUGGAUUCUGUCAAUACAAAGUUAUUAUUAAAUAAAAUAAAAUUUAAAUUAAAAAAAAAAAAGAAAACUGAGAAAAAAAAAUAAACUGUGGGUUAUGACCCCAUAUGGGGUCUCAUAACUGAAUGUGGGGGUCAUAAAGUUAUGAUUUACUAUCAAUAAAUGUUUGAUUUGUAUGCCUGUUUUAUACUCUUAUAUCCCCGGGCUCAUGUAACCAUUUCAGCACAUUUCUUGGGCUAAAAGAUGCUGAGAAUGGAAAAAGUUUAAGAAGCCCUGCUUUAAACUUUAAGUUCUUGGACCUCUCAUUUUGGCUUGUAAUUGUGGGAAGUUUCCUUAUAGGUUGUACUUUGUUUUUUGUCUGGGUGGUUUUUGUAUUUUGAGAUCUGAAAAUAAAAGAUCCCUCCUGAAA